AUGGUCUCAACGCGCCAACAAAAGCGCUCUUUUCCCUCCCCACCGCGCACGCGCUCCCCGUCCCCUCGCACACCCACCACAGCCGACAAAUUCGUCCACACUCCCUCAACCGCCAUAACCCUCUGGCUCAUAUUCUCCAUUCCGCUCGUUCUCUGGGACUCCGGGUACGUGCUCCUCCGCCCGCACAGCAUGCCCGGCAACAGUCUGCAUUCCCCGUUGUGGACACCCUACGCGCUAUACGGGACUAUCGACUACAUCUACGGCUGGCCGGCGUUUAACGCGCGGAAUGGGUUUACGGCUGCGCAAACUGUGGUAAAUUUGUUUGAGUCUGCCGGGUAUUGCUAUUAUUUGUGGGUUGUUUGGAGGUAUGGAGUUUCGGUUUCGGCGGGGAGUGAGAGGGAUAAGGGGGUUUUAUCGUGUUUGACGGAUGAGAGGGUUGUUGCGGGGAGGGUUGGGGCUACUGCGCUGCUGAUUGCGUAUAGUGCGUCUGUUAUGACGUUGGGAAAGACGGUUUUGUAUUGGUUGAACGAGGCAUUCUCCGGCUUUGAGAACAUUGGUCACAAUGACCUUUUUACUUUGGUCUUUUUGUGGAUUAUUCCUAACGGUCUGUGGAUUAUCUUUCCGAGUUACAAUAUCUAUGUUAUGGGAUCGGAGAUUGCGGCUACAUUGGAGAAUGCGUCUAUUAAGGGUAAACGGUCGAAAUCUUCAUAG
Aspergillus ruber CBS 135680 is the source of this 711-nucleotide messenger RNA. RefSeq lists its product as uncharacterized. Lineage: Eukaryota; Fungi; Ascomycota; Eurotiomycetes; Eurotiales; Aspergillaceae. The transcript has 3 exons. Bases 1 to 711 code for a protein of 236 amino acids. The record is from RefSeq and is a predicted model, not a curated record.